CUUUUCCUGAGUGACCACAUUUUCCGAUCCUGAGUGGCCACAGCUUCCAGAUCCUGUUCCUAAGUGAUCACUGCUUCCAGAUCCCGUUCCCAAAUGACCACCGCUUCCGGAUCCUGUUCCUGAGUGACCACGGUUUCCAGAUCUUGAGUGGCCACAGCUUCUGGAUCCUGAGUGGCCACAGCUUCCGGAUCCUGCUCCUGAGUGGCCCCAACUUCCAGAUCCUGUUCACAUGGGGGAUGAAAACCAAACCGGGAUGAUCCACUUCCACUUCCACCCCUUCUCAGCGGUACCCGGCGUGCAGAUGCUGAUUUUCGUGGCCUUCCUGCUCAUGUACCUGGUCAGCGUCUUGGGAAACGGGACCAUUGGCCUGAUCAUCUGGAUCGACCACUCCCUCCACUCUCCCAUGUACUUCUUCCUUGCCAACCUGGCAGCGCUGGAGAUCUGCUACUCCUCCACCAUCGCCCCCUUGACCCUGGUCAACGUCCGGUCCAUGGGGAACAGCUUCAUUUCCCUCCUGGGCUGUGGCACGCAGAUGUUCUUCUUCAUCUUUCUGGGUAGCUCUGACUGCAUCGUCCUGGCCGUCAUGGCGUACGACCGGUUUGUCGCCAUCUGCCAACCACUGCGAUACACCCUCAUCAUGAGAUGGCGGCUGUGUGUCCAGCUGGCGGCGGGGUCCCUGGCGCUGGGGUUCACGCUGGCCGUGCCGUUAACGGUGCUGAUCUUCCAGCUCCCAUUCCGCGGCAACAGUGAAAUCGGUUUCUUCUACUGUGACGUUCUCCCCGUCAUCCUGUUGGCCCACGCAGACACUCGAGUUCACGAAGCUAUCGUGUUUGCGGUCAGUGUGGUGGUCUUGACCAUUCCCUUCCUGCUCAUCACCGCCUCCUAUGUCUUCAUCACGGCCGCCAUCCUGAGGAUCCGCUCCGCAGAGGGGAGGCGUAAGGCAUUCUCCACUUGCUCUUCUCACCUCACCGUCGUCCUCCUCCAGUAUGGUUGCGGUAGCCUCAUCUACCUAUGCCCCAGCUCCAGCUACUCGCCGGAGAGAGGCCGGGUGGUGUCUGUGGUUUACACCUUCAUCACGCCAGUGCUGAACCCAGUGAUCUACGGCCUGAGGAAUCGGGAGCUCAAGAAUGCCCUGAAGGGAGCCCUGAGGAGGCAUCUGCUGCCCCGUGUGAAGUGAAAGACUGGCCUGAUAAUAGUGUCUCUUUUCAGGAAAAGAAUUAGAGGGACCAGCGGGGCGGGAAGAAGACUGGGCCCUUUGGCUACCGGUGACUAGGCUGUAAUGGACUUCGUGGCCUUCGGCACCAGUGUUUAGGGUGAUUGAGUGAGGAAGAAAAGAGAGAGACUUCCACCUCGCGAUGACCCCUCUUCCAAAGCUUGAAGGGUAGGGGGAAGGGGGAAUGGAGCAUGCUGAAGUUUCAGAGUAAUCAAGGCUUCCCAGAAGACUGCUUUCAUUGACAUCAUCACCAUCACCACCUCCAUCACGGCACAAAAAAUGUCACGCAGGACUGGAU
Ornithorhynchus anatinus (platypus) is the source of this 1511-nucleotide messenger RNA. RefSeq names its product olfactory receptor 10V1-like. Gene Ontology annotation, biological process: G protein-coupled receptor signaling pathway. Gene Ontology annotation, molecular function: G protein-coupled receptor activity; olfactory receptor activity. The coding region runs from base 230 to 1177 and encodes 315 amino acids. NCBI's taxonomy places the organism in Eukaryota, Metazoa, Chordata, Mammalia, Monotremata, Ornithorhynchidae. The record is from RefSeq and is a predicted model, not a curated record. The transcript has a single exon. Gene Ontology annotation, cellular component: membrane.